Paramecium sonneborni is the source of this 768-nucleotide messenger RNA. The record is from the annotation of a GenBank genome assembly. NCBI's taxonomy places the organism in Eukaryota, Ciliophora, Oligohymenophorea, Peniculida, Parameciidae.
AUGUAAUUCGUUUUAAUAGUUUUAUUUACAGCAUCAUUUGCAAGAAAUGAAUGUGAGGUUGAUAAUAAUGAUAGAGUAAAAAUAAGUGGAAUUUCAAAAUAAAAAGAGGAUGAAUUAUUAGAAUUACAUAAUGAACAUAGAAAUUAGGUUGCUCUUGGAAAAGUUAAAAAUUGGUAAAAUUAAUUUUCUACUGCUGCUAAUAUGAAUUUUCUCAAAUGGGAUAAUCAUCUAGCAAGGAAUGCUUAAGAUUGUGCUGAUAGAUGCCCUACUAAUUUUCAACUUGAUUGUUCUUUUCCUCUUCAUUAUGGUUAUUUGGCAUUUAAAGGAGAAUUUAAUGAAUAAUAACAAGAUUUGAGUCCUUUAAAAAUAUUUAGAAAAAUAGUUUCAUAUCAAGAUUUUGCAAGAUAAAUUGAAUUGGCGAUAGUUUUAAAUUUUGGAUGUGGAAGAACGUUGAUUAGCAGGAAGAAUUCUAAGAGUCAAGAAAUUUUUGUUUGCUUAUACAAUAAAGUAGUUUUUAUUCAUAUUUAAUAGAAACCACAUCCAAACGGAGAAGUAUAUAAAUAUGGUAUACCAGGUUAAGAUUGUUUAUAUGGUCGUAAAAUUGAAUUUAUAGGUUUGUGUAAAUAAAGUGCUACUGAUAUAGAAGCAUUGAAAUUUCGACAUUAAAGACAUCAAGAUGCAUACAAAUAUCAUCAUAAAGAAGAGAGACAUCAUGUUCAUCACAAUCAUCAUCGUAAAGACGAUGGAUUUCAUACUAGGGCUGACUGA